Cylicostephanus goldi is the source of this 579-nucleotide messenger RNA. The record is from the annotation of a GenBank genome assembly. NCBI's taxonomy places the organism in Eukaryota, Metazoa, Nematoda, Chromadorea, Rhabditida, Strongylidae.
UUGGGAAUAACAGAGUUUUCAGCAUUACAUGGAGCGGGACUGUCAUGGCCUUAUGUCUUCAUCGCAUCUGGCGUAGCUCUUAGGAUAGCUUCAUCUCCACUACAUAUAUUUGCAGAAAAAUUAUUCGCACGACGACUGCAUGCACAGAACUUCUUCACAGAAGGCAUUCUGAAGAAGCUCAGUCAACAUUACAAAGUAGAGCUCGUCCCAAAUGCCAGCAGAACUAAAUUGGAACUGAAAACCUCUGACCCAAGGAUCACGGCUCAUAGUGAACAAGUGCUAUCUGAGAUGCUACCUCAGUAUAUGUCGGAACACGGUCUUCAGGCCACUCGUAUACAAAACCUCAAAAUGUGCACCAUUCCUUUGUGGAUAUUCUCAUCGUUCGCCGUUAGAAAUGUGAUUAGCUCAUUUUGUUUAGCGGAUUUUCAUCCUAGCAUUGCCGGAGGUCUUUGGAUCCCAGACAUGCUUGUGCCUGACCCAUAUUUUGUCCUACCUGUGGCAGUGGGACUGUUUGGUUUCUUGAAUUUAUAUGUGGUCUCAAAGGAAGAUUUACCCCAUGGCGAUGAAAACCUGGAAGAC